AAGGACUUUGGGCGGAAUCAGGCAUUAGCAAUCGAGAGCCGGGAGUUAAAAAAAACUCACCAAAAAAAAAAAAAACAGAGGAAGGCAGCAAACUUUUGAAAAGCUCUUUGUCGACGUUAAUAAUCCUACAUUUUUAUGUUUUUAGUAUAGUGCUAACUGGGGCGACAAUCAUGUGAAGAACUAGUAAAUAGAAAACAGAUGGAUGUGUCCGUGUUGGAGAGAGGAGUCCGUGUAAAACAUGCGCAUUAGCCCUGGACCUCAGGAACCCGGGGUGUGAGGAUAUCACCAUGGCGACGCAGUUCAGCAUUGAUGACGCCUUUAUGCUGGAGGGCGACGAGGAGGGAGCUGUGUCUGAUGGAGAAAUGCAGGCUUGGAAAGGCAGGGAGAAGGACAGAGAAGCUGGAGACAUGACGUUUGGUCCUCUGUCCUUUUCUAAACCACAGAACACCCCCUCACCUGCCAGUACUGGGCCCCCAGAGCACACCAACCUGAAGUACCAGAAUCUGGAAAAUGAAGAAACAUUAGGCAGUAAUGGAAAUUCCACUUUCAAUAACUUCUUUAAAAUUAGUGAUCCUUCGACCCUGUCCUACUGCAGCUCUCAGUGGUCUUUCAGCACUUUGAGUUCUGUUACACAGCUCUCUGCACACUGUUGCGGGUGGGUCUCUCACCCGCUGAUCAAAACCAAUAGAAAAGUUGUACUCGCCUCAUUUCUUCUCCUCAUUACUGGAGUUGCACUCAUCUUCACUGGUGUUGUCAUACAACUGAACCCAAAAGCAGGUGUUUCAAGUGCCAUUUUCUUUGUUCCUGGGUUUCUCCUUUUUAUUCCUGGAGUGUACCAUGUCAUUUACAUAAGCUGUGCUGUGCGGGGACGAAGAGGCUUCAAGUUGUUCUACCUGCCUUAUUUUGAGAAGUGAUAUCUUUUGAUUUGAUCUUAAUAGCCAUUUUACCAUGUAUUUUAUGUGUGGCACUGGUAACAACCACUACAAAUUCAACCACUUAGUGCAUUUUAUGAUGUUUCCAACAUGAGUUCUCUACGUGUCUUUUUUUACUUAUUUUCUUUUGUGUAACUGUGAAAUUACAAUAAAUUGUGUCUAUAAUAUCAGUG
This is a messenger RNA of Periophthalmus magnuspinnatus, 1105 nucleotides long. RefSeq names its product transmembrane protein 134 (gene tmem134). The transcript is spliced from 8 exons. Lineage: Eukaryota; Metazoa; Chordata; Actinopteri; Gobiiformes; Gobiidae. The record is from RefSeq and is a predicted model, not a curated record. Bases 288 to 914 code for a protein of 208 amino acids.